Cydia fagiglandana is the source of this 3277-nucleotide messenger RNA. RefSeq names its product BTB/POZ domain-containing adapter for CUL3-mediated RhoA degradation protein 3. Gene Ontology annotation, biological process: protein homooligomerization. The coding region runs from base 281 to 1159 and encodes 292 amino acids. The record is from RefSeq and is a predicted model, not a curated record. Lineage: Eukaryota; Metazoa; Arthropoda; Insecta; Lepidoptera; Tortricidae. The transcript is spliced from 3 exons. Gene Ontology annotation, molecular function: protein binding.
CAAAGUGAUAGCAUAGAUUUUAUGUACACCUAUAAAUUUAUUAAAUAUUAAUUUCAAAUAAGUCUGUAAACUGCGCUUCAUUUUACCAAAUAGAUACCUAAAUAGCCUUUUUAUUGUAAUACAGUUAAAAUAUUGUUAGUGCUAUUAUGACCGCGUAGAUGCGUAUUUCAACAAGUACUUAGGAGUUCAGGACAACUCCUAAAAUUGCUCGGCAUUUUGCGACCUGAAGAUUUGAAAUCGUUUCGCUUUGUCUCCGCUGGAUACUGACCCGACGGCAAAUAUGUCGGGUGACCACAAAACCUUGAUAAAAGGGAGCCCAUCCCAAUAUGUGAAGCUAAAUGUGGGCGGGACGUUAUUUUAUACCACCAUCGGAACCCUGACGAAGAGUGAUAACAUGCUCAGAACUAUGUUCAGUGGCAGGAUGGAAGUGCUUACUGACUCGGAGGGCUGGAUAUUGAUUGACCGCUGCGGGAAGCAUUUCGGUACCAUACUGAAUUACCUGCGCGACGGCACGGUGGCACUGCCAGACAGCUACAGGGAGAUCAUGGAGUUGCUGGCUGAAGCCAAGUACUUCCUCAUUGAAGAGCUGACCGAGUCCUGCCAGCAAGCAUUGCAGAAGAAAGAAAGGGAGGCUGAACCUAUAUGCAGAGUGCCCCUCAUCACAUCCCAUAAGGAGGAGCAGCUUCUUAUCAUGUCUACUUCUAAGCCUGUUGUGAAGCUACUAAUAAAUCGUCACAACAAUAAGUACUCCUAUACAAAUACGUCGGACGAUAACCUGCUGAAAAACAUUGAACUGUUUGACAAACUCUCGCUACGCUUUAGUGGAAGAGUGCUCUUCAUCAAAGAUGUCAUUGGCUCUAACGAAAUAUGCUGCUGGUCAUUCUUCGGACACGGCAAGAAAUGUGCCGAGGUGUGCUGCACAUCCAUCGUCUAUGCAACUGACAAGAAGCACACAAAAGUAGAGUUCCCGGAGGCUAGAAUUUAUGAGGAAUCUCUUGGCAUUUUGUUGUAUGAGAGCCGGAAUGGGCCUGACCAGGACUUGAUACAAGCGACGUCGUCGCGGGGCGCGGUCGGCGGCUUGUCGUGCACCAGCGACGAGGAGGAAGAGCGCUCCGGGCUCGCGCGACUCAGAUCAAAUAAGCAGAAUAAUCAAUCUUAGCGGUUACAGUCGGGCUUGGCGCGCCUUCGUAGCUCUAAACGGACGAAUGUCUGAUACCAAGCCGGUUUCUUCUUGCCCUUUUGCUGGCUGCCGUGCUUUGGUCUUUAGGAAGUUGUAAGCUGCGCCCGUCCUACGGGCCCUUUCUACACCUUGUGAGCUCUCUUUGAGAUGUGAAUGCAGAAGGAAUGAAAGCAAAAGAGGCAAUUUUGUAUUCCAAAUAAACUGGCAAUUAUUUGAUGGACAACUUUCUGUGUCUACAUGUCUUUGUGUUUAGUGAAUAUAAAGUAUAAAGAAAUAGUAUGUGUUAUGAAGAAAUAGUGCAAAAUGUGACAUAGACUAUUAUAAUUAUUGUAAAGUCCAAACAAAAGUAGUGUAAUGAAAUGUCCAGUAUACGAUUUUAAAUAAUUAUAGUAUGAACUUGUAACUAUUGCUGGAUGCUUUAGUGUGCAUGUUUGUUGUAUUGUAAUGAAAUAUUUUCCAUUUCAAUGUAGGUGUUUUAAAGAUGUAUGUCUGUGUGAUGUCUUAUCUUAUUAUUUAACCCGGCAAAAAGGAUGGGUGUACCGCUGUAAACUAUUACCUGUAGAUGGUUUAGACUGCUACAUCCAACAGUUGUUAAAAGUCUGGCUUUCGGUUUUUGAAUGCGCGAAGACACGCAAGUGUAAACGCGCCCUUAUGCUAAUAGACCCAUUCCCAUACUAGCGUCUUUUAAGCGUCGGCGUCAGUCAGCUAUGAAAGAUGGCGUCGUUGCGUAGUUGCGCCAACGUCGCGUUGAGGAGCAGUCAUAGAGUUAACUAGACGCCGACGAUCGGGAGACGCUAGUGUGCCGUCUUUAAUAGUUGUCAUCAAGUGUACAGUCAACCUCAGAUACAUUUGACCAUACUUGUACAUGCAUGCAUAGCAUGAAAUAUGUUGUACAAGCACUGUUCUACAUACCAUAACAGUAUAAAUUAUAUGUUAAGCUUAAUUGUCACUUACACAGCUCAAAUGUAUUGCCAAAUGGAUGUUUAGAAAAUAAGGUCAUAUUCCUGUAUUUACUUAGAAACAGCUCACAACUGCACCCAAAUGUUUGUAAGACAGUUUAUACAAUCAAGACCAAUAAAAACUGGUAGUUUAGUAUAGAAAUUCAGUGCAAAUUUUUUUUAUUACUUGUGUACUGCAAACUUGCCAGACAAUAUAGAUAGUUGACAUGAUUAGAUUCUAUUCACACGAGUGUGACAGUGCCAGUGAUUACUAAUUCGUUGUAAUAUAACAUUUGACAAUGUUAUAUCAUCCUAAGGCACAAUGUUAUGGAAUAAAUACCAACAAUACAUAGUCUAGUCGAUUUAUGUUUCAUGUUCUAAAAAGAUUUAUUAAAUAAUUAAUGUGUUAAGUCAUUUUUAGAAUGCACGCCCCUCCAUAAUACCUCUACAUCCAUAGUAAUGUUUUGGACACACACAAACACUGAUAAUUUUGCGCUGUUUGUGUGCGUUGUGAGAUGUGUCUAUGUCUAUAAAAUUAUACGUGGGUGUUUGGGCACAGAUGCAUGGUAGGGGCGCGCACUUUAAAACUGGUUUAUCCCUAAUUGAUGUUUCAUAGAAACAGUGUAGAAUCCCUCACGAAAAUGGCCAAUUUGGUUUACAGCCCAAUGGUGUGAAAUAUUAAUCUGAAAAUGAGUCCUCUGACUCAGAUCUAGAAUUAGAAUUUUAAAGUGGGUUACACAAUAAAUCCAUUCAUAGAAUCUGACUUUUUAGUCGAGAGGUCCCUUCUUUGGUCGGUUGUCAGUAAGGACAUUAUCGAAUUAAGUAUUCAUGCCUAUUGAAUACUAAACGAGGAAUAAAGUGUAGGAAAUUUGCUUCGAAUUUGUCACUGGAUGGACCUUUGCUAUGCGGUAGUUCUGGUUGUCAAAAGUUGAUGCUUGAGAGGUCUAAUACCACUAACCAUGGCGCCAUCUAGUUCAGCUGUAAAACACGGCACAAUUCUAUCAAAAUAAUGAAAGCUUUUAUUCUGUAAUUACCCACACUUGUAUAAUCUAUUGUAAUUCCAUUGGUGUACGUAAAUUGAAGUAUUGUAUAAAAUCUGUUCUAUUUAAAAACCUAUUUAAUUUUUAUGAAGUAAUUAUAUGCUCACUAUUUAGCUGUC